AUGGUUAAUGGCAAACAAUUGACAAUCAGGUUCCAUGUUGAUGACGUUUUGGCGAGUCACAUGGAACAACAAGUACUUGAAGAUUUUUUCACAUGGGUGAAUGAGAAAUAUGGUGGCUUAAAAGAGGUCACAUGCACUAGAGGUAAAGUUCAUACUUAUUUGGGUAUGACAUUGGAUUUUUCGAAGAAAGGAAAAAUGAAAAUUCGCAUGGAUGAUUAUGUGGAUCGCAUGCUGAGUGAGUUUCCAGUCAAGUUUAAGGACAAUGAGAUCCAGGAGACACCAGCUGGAAAUAAUCUACUGGAGAAAGGUAAAGGAGCACCGCUUGAGAAGGAGCGACAUGAAGUGUUCCAUUUGUUUGUUGCCAAAUCGUUAUUUUUGUCGAAACGUGCUCGUCUGGACAUCAGUCCGACAGUAUCGAUUUUAGCAUCAAGGGUGCAAUCUCCGAAUCUGAGUGAUUGGCACAAACUAGAUCGAUUGAUGAGAUACAUUCAUUCUACAAAAGGAUGGCAUCUGACAUUAAGCGCUGAUGAUUUGCGCGUGAUUAAAUGGUAUGUCGAUGCAUCAUUUGCUGUUCAUCCAGACUUCAAGAGUCAUACUGGAGCUGUGAUGACAAUGGGCACUGGAGCAGUGCAAGCAAUUACACAAAAGCAGAAAUUGAAUUGUGACAGCAGUACACAUACUGAACUAAUUGGAGUUCAUGAUGAGACGUCCAAUAUUUUGUGGACACGCUUAUUUAUGGAAGAACAAGGUUACCCAAUCCAUAAGAAUAUACUAUAUCAAGAUAACAAGAGUUCGAUCCUACUUGAAACAAAUGGAAGAUCAAGCGCAGGCAAAAGGAGCCGUGCGCUAAAUACUCGAUAUUUCUUUGUGACAGAUCAAGUCGAGUUGGGCAACAUUACUAUUGAACACAUGCCAACUGAUGAAAUGUGGGCAGAUUACAUGAAAAAGCCGUUACAGGGCGAAAAGUUUUGCAAGUUCCAGGCUGUAAUUCAAGGUGACCAGGAUUAG
Messenger RNA from Cylindrotheca closterium, 1008 nucleotides. Lineage: Eukaryota; Bacillariophyta; Bacillariophyceae; Bacillariales; Bacillariaceae. The record is from the annotation of a GenBank genome assembly.